Messenger RNA from Erythranthe guttata (spotted monkey flower), 1278 nucleotides. NCBI's taxonomy places the organism in Eukaryota, Viridiplantae, Streptophyta, Magnoliopsida, Lamiales, Phrymaceae. The record is from RefSeq and is a predicted model, not a curated record.
AUGGAGGUGGUUUCUCUCAUGCUAACCGAUAAAAACACCGCUUAUAUUCGUCACAAAAUAAGCCUACGAAUCACACCCGAAGAAAAACCGGUACAAAGUUUUAAUUCCGAUCCAUUACUAAACCCGUGCCGCCAGGUCAGUUCAGCCCUCUAUCGUUUUCCGGCCAGAAAAACGGCCGGAGAACUGACAGAUAAGCUCCGGGAGUCGAUCUCCGAUAUGCUGUCGUAUUUUCCGAUGGUCACAGGGCGGCUGCUGAGGACUUCCGACGGAGACUGGACUGUCAAAUGCAACGACGCUGGCUUAAGAAUGGUGGAAGCGAAAGUAAUGAAGGGAAGUGUCGAAAAAUGGCUGCGAAAUGUUGAUAGAAAAAAGGAACUGAAGCUUGUUCAUUGGGAGGAAAUGUUUUACAAACCCUAUUUCUGGUCUACUUUUUACGUUCAGAUAACCGAAUUCGAAGGCGGUGGGCUAGCGAUUGGUUUGAGCUGCACUCGUCUACUCAGUGAUCCCAUCUGUGCAACAAUGAUGAUCAAAGCAUGGGCAGAUACAACCCUAAUCGGCGAAAUUACAUCCCCGCCCCUAUUCCGUCUGUUGCCGGUACCAAACCGAAACACCAACCACCACUCUUCUUCUUUAAUCGACCGCCACAAAUCAUACUUAACCUCAUCUCCAGUUCCAAAAUCAGACAGCAACACAAAACAAAUCACAACCAUCACUCUUCAGUUCAAUCAAGAAACGGUUAAAAAAUUAUGCAUCGCCAUGGUGAACGAUGUGAACGGUCGCGGGCCGGGCCCCACGCCGUUCCAGGCCUUGGCCGGGCUUUUCUGGACAUGCAUCAGCAGAGCGAAGGGAAUGAAACGAGGUUUGGUUGACAUGUCGGUGUGUUUGGACAUGCGAAAAGCGUUGGGAUUGGACAAGGGCUUUUUCGGAAACUCCAAGCGUUGGGAUUGGACAAGGGCUUUUUCGGAAACUCCAUGGUGUACAAUAAGUGGAUGCGAUGAUGAUCAUUUGAUUUGUGUUGAUUUAGAGAAUGUGGAUUGUUAUUCUGCGGUUUUUGAGGAAAAUGUGGUGCCGAUUCGUGUUUCGUACUACAUGGACGGCCCGGGUGUGGGGGCCGGGCAGAUACUUGUCAUGCCGGCGCCAGGUGGCGGUGAUGGGCCAGAGAGUCGGGUGGUGGCGGUGACACUUCCGGAAGAUGAAGCCGAGAAGGUUCUCGAAGAUUCUUUGAUCCGGCAACUUGGUCCGAUUACUUUGAUGGGGUUGAACAAAAACCCUAAUUAA